CAGACGUUGGCCAAGUUGCUGAUUGUCCGAUGGAAUUUCUCGCACAGUUGGAUGCAGCAGUGCUCAGCCGCACGUUGUCCUUCCUGCCGCAGCGUGAGGCCUGGUCUUUGACGCUCCUCUCCUCCGAGUGGACCGUCCUGGUCGCACAGCACCUCCGUCGCCUCACCGUCUCCGACGGCGCGGCGCGGAUCCCGCCGCCGGCGCUGCGCCGGGCGGCGCCGUGGCUCCGGCGCCUCGACGAGGUGACCUUCGUGGGCUCCACUCGUAGCUUCUGGGCCUUUGCAUCGGAGCUGCUGGAGCUCUUGCAGCGCCACCAAGCUCCUUUGCAGCGCCUCACCGUCCGCGCGUCCACCACGGACGCAGCGAUUCCCGCGGGCGAGGGCGUGGAGCUGCUGUUUGCGGUGCUGAGGGGUGGCAACGAUGCAGGCGUGGAGUCCUUGACGGUGGAAGAGCUGGUGCUGCGAGACGAGUUGAUGGAAGAAGUGAAGUGCUUUAUGGCUCGGAACAACUUGAGCUCUUUGGCGUUGAAGCAGUGCGGCUUGGAAGGGGCCCAGGCAGAAAAGCUGCUGACACUGGAAGGGGCCCAGAGCGAGAAGCUGACGCAUCUGGACUUGAGCCGAAAUGCUUUGGGUCUGGAAGGAGCGAAUGUCUUGGCCAACUGGUUGCCAUCGCUACCUACACUGCAGGUCUUGAUGCUGGGAGGAAAUGCCUUAGGACCAGCAGGUCUCGCCACCUUGGUGCCGGCCUUGGCGCCUUCGCUGAAGAUCUUGGACCUGUCCCUGAACGGUCUCGGCACCACAGGGAUCGAGGCCUUGAUGCCGGCGGAGCUCAAACUGGAAAGCCUCAAUUUGUAUGGAAACUGGCUGGGCUCGACGAAUGCAGAGGUCGUGCCCGUCUUGUUGCAGUCCAUGAGCGACACGUUGAUCACCUUGGAUCUGGCGCAAAACAAACUCGGCCCCCGUGGGCUGCACGAUGUCUUGGUGAACCUCAGGCCCUUGCCGCGCUUGCGAAAGCUGGUGCUUGCUGAGAACUCCUUCGCGACAGAAGACUUCCCGCCCGAAGCCUUCAGUCGCUUGAGCGUUGCGGCGCCUCAACUGGAGGAGCUGGAUCUCCGCGCGAGCCAGCUGGGCGGAGAUCGACGCGUCUUAGGUGGGGUGAUUCAAGCAUUGCAGAAGUCUCUUCGCAUCCUGCAUUUGGGCGCUGCCUCUUUGGAGGGCGAAGCUCUCGCGGUGCUGCUGGAGAAUUUGGACUUGCCACUCUUGGAGAACUUAAGUGGCUUGGAUCAAGAAUGCUCAGUUUUGGGACCAAGAUCCACCCACCUGGAUCGACCAAGGUUGCACGGUGCUGCUCACCCAACAUAUGCCACUUCUUGAUUCAUGUCCUGUGGCAUCCUGUGGCGAUACGUGGCUUUCUGUAUGAGAUGUCGACGAAUGAGAUGAGGAAAAGAAGGCAGAAAAUCGCUGAUCCUUCAAGAGCGACUGGCAGAGAGAUGCCCAAUUUCUUGUAGCGUCACAGAGAGAGAGAGAGAGGGAGAAGGAGAAGGAGAAGGAGAAAGAGAAAAGAAAGAGAAAGAAAAAGAUACAGAACAGGACUGUAAAUUGAGGCAUCUUGUUCCUGCAUCAUCACGAAGAGCAUGGGUCGGCUCUUCAGCCUUCCACUUCUACCUGCCACAUCCUUCAACCUGCUUGCCCCGGAUAAUGUCAUUUGAAUCUGCUUUGGUUUAUAUAACUUAAAAUCUAAAUGUCUCAAUCUCAUUGGUUUACACCUUCUUGCUAGCGCCCUUGCUCCUAGUAGCGAUGCCCUUGUCACUACUAGCUUCUUGCUACUAGUAGGUUCCUGCACUAGUAUGUUUAAAGUAUCACCCGGCUUCGGAAAGCUAAGGCCUAGUGCAGGCGCGACUGGUGGACUCCAGCCUCCAAGUCUUGGGCAGCUGGUGGUCGAAAGGGCCCAGCGUUCCACUGCCCAAGUUGCGAUCGAUGGAUCUCAGUGGCAACUUUGUGAGCAGCCACCUGCCGUCGGGAGCGUGUGGGUGCUUUCCCAGAUCAUGAGGGCACGAGUACGCGGAUGAAAUCCAUGUCCAUUUCUUUGACUCGGGACUCGGGACCCCCUUGCGUUGCACGCGGGGAUUUGGAGGCCAGGCCAUGCCAGGCCGCAUGACGACCAAGCAUCUGGACAUGGGGAGACUCUUCCAGUUGGUGAGCUCGACUCAGAGAGUGGAUUUCUAGUCAACUGAGUUCGUGCUUCGAACAAAUCAAAUCCCACGGGGAGUAUGUUGACCCUCCCUGAAACAAUCCAUGUUCAAGUGAACCACUUCCAUUUAAAAAGGUGUACCGUAAAAAUGCUUCAUUUGAGCAAGGCCAUGGCUCCACUGCUCUCAGAGCGCCCAUAGAUUAGGGUUUCAGACUCGAAGGCCCAGACCGUCGGAGAGUAUGCACCCCAUUUCUUGCCAACACAUGGGAGACAUGGUGUGGUGGAGGCCCGGCAACAAUGCUUCUCUACUAGCAGAGCAUGUUCUGUUUGUCAAGUUCUUUCUUGGUAAGCUCCCAUCAUCCAUUUAAACAAGGCUUCUCACCCGCGCAUUGCCCUCUCUAAACGGAGAGGUGGAACCCAGAAGGGAAGCUGCCAGAACCCACACAUGACUUUCACCGGUCCAGUCGAUGGAAUUAUAUAAUAUAUGUGUAGUAUAGAGAGAGGUGUCCAAUCCAUUUUUGUUACGGAGAUUUACUUUGCUAUCCCGGAGGGUCUCUCCGACCCUUGCCCUCUCCAUGCUGCCCAUGUUCACUGCCCGCCUUCGCCCGUUACCGAGGUGAAGCUUUGAGGUCGUUACGGCAAACGCUGCAGCGG
This is a messenger RNA of Durusdinium trenchii, 2844 nucleotides long. The record is from the annotation of a GenBank genome assembly. Lineage: Eukaryota; Dinophyceae; Suessiales; Symbiodiniaceae.